AUGGCCGAAGAGAACCAAAGAAUGGCAAAUCAGAUUGCUAAUUUGAAUAAUACCCGAAUCAAAAAUAACAAUGAUCGGCAAGAACGAACAGAAGAAGCCGAGUAUCAAUCAGGGCCGACGCAUGUCUCCGUAAUAGCUCGGCAGGAAGAAGAGAAACCUGAGCACAAUGAAGAAACUCGGCCAGAAGACGAGGAUGAUAACCUAGAAAACUCCCCUGGGCCAUUCACGGCUAAAGUGAUGAACUUCGUGUUGCCCAGGAGGUUCACUCUGCCAACCAUCCUAACCCCCUAUGAUGAGCUAGGUGAUCCGAAGAAAUACAUCAAAAAGUUCACCUCCAUAAUGAUAGUAAACGGUACAUCUGAUAAAGUUUUAUGUCGUUGUUUUUCAUCUUACUUAGACGGUCCUGCACUUGAUUGGUUUUGUUCUUUGCCUGCAGAUUCUAUUUCUCGUUUUCAAGACCUAUCAACGCCUUUCGAAGAGUAUUUUGCUGGAUCAGCCAUCUAUCUACAUGACUCCGAUUACUUAAGCACAAUCAAACAAGGCCUGUACGAAAGCCUUAGAGACUACAUGAUGUGCUUCACAAAGAUAGCCAUGAGUAUACCUGAUCUCCACCCCGAGGUGGAACUACACGCAAUAAAAAGCGGACUCCGACCAGGGAAAUUGCAGGAGACCAUUGCCGUAGCCAAACCUAAAACCAUGGACGAGUUUCGUGAAAAAGCAAAAGGUCAGAUUGACAUCGAAGAACUCCGACAAGCUCGGAAAACAGAGAGACCACAAUACAGAGACGAUGACAAAGCACGAGAUAGCAAGAAAAACUUCAAACCAACUCCCCGAUAUGAAUCUUAUACUCAGUUCAACACCAAGAGUAACAACAUCAUCAAGGAGAUCUUGAAUUCGAAGUUGAUCAAGCCACCAAGAAAAGCUGGUAGCUAUCCAGAUUCAAAAAGUGCGGACAGAUCAAAAUACUAUUCUUUUCAUCAAAAGCACAUACACACUACUGAUGAGUGUGUCAUCGCCAAAGACUUUCUGGAGCGGUUAGCUCGGCAAGGUCAUCUCGACAAGUAUAUCGGCGGCCACAUACAACGACGCACACCUCUCCUUGGUGACCAAAGCUCCGCAACACAGCAUGGCCGAGAUAAAGACCGACUGAACACUGUCAGAGUUAAACUCAAAGAUCGCAAAAUGAGAGAUGUUGCUCUCGAAGUUGGUCUUGGUGCCAAGGGUAACAAAUCAACAUGGAUUGUCUUGUCUCAUUUGUGUUUCAUUAUAUGGAUUAUUUGUAAAAGGAUGGAGAUGGUCUAG
Arachis ipaensis is the source of this 1302-nucleotide messenger RNA. The record is from RefSeq and is a predicted model, not a curated record. Lineage: Eukaryota; Viridiplantae; Streptophyta; Magnoliopsida; Fabales; Fabaceae.